UGUUAUAUUCCAAGCCUAGAUAAAGCUAUCACAGUAUGGAUGCUAGGAGUUAAUUUCUCUCAGGUUUACAUGCUGACAUGGUUUAUAACAGCACACCAGGAAUGGAAGGAAAAGCCCUUCAUCCAACUUAAUCGGAUAUUGUAGCAUUUUUCUCAGAAACAGGCAUUGUGCAACACAUUGUGGCUGGCUAUUAAGUGGAUUCCAGGCUUCUUAGGGCAACUAGUUGAAGAACAGGAACGAAACGUUGAAGGAUGCAGAAAGAGUGACUGAAGAAUGAUUUCCACCUAAACAGGAAUCUAACCAGCGGAAACUUCUCACUCAGCUGAUUUAGCACUGUUGAUCAAUAAAGCCAUGGCUUGGAAAUGGAUCAAAGCUUUUGUUUAUCUGUCAUUGUGUGUCACCUCUGCUGCGGGUGAUGAGGAACUAUCCCAAACCAAGUGUGCUGACUUCAACAACACCACCUGGAUGGAAUACAGACAGGCCACCAAGCUCCAGGUUCAGUACCUUCUCCUUACACGAAAGAAUGCAGACUGUGCCAGCCUUUUCACGCAGGACUGCCUCAACCACACCCAGAAACACACGGCUUACUUCAACUCAUCACGCCCCACUAAAGUCAUUGUUCAUGGAUACAGAGCCUUGGGCAGCAAACCUUCCUGGGUGAGUGGCUUAGCCCAGGCUCUAUUGCGGGAAGGAGACGUGAACGUUCUGGUGGUGGACUGGGUCUAUGGAGCCUCCUUUGCUUAUAACUUGGUGGUAGAGAACUACAAGGAGGUGGCUGUGCAGAUAUCAGUGCUUAUCAAUCAGCUUACGAAAUAUGGAAGCACGCUGGAAUCUUUCCAUUUCAUCGGUGUGAGUCUUGGAGCACAUGUGUGUGGAUUUGUGGGGACCCUAUUUGAAGGCAAGCUGGGUCGAAUCACAGGUCUGGACCCAGCAGGACCAAUGUUUAAGAGGGCUGAUCCAUAUGACCGUCUGGAUUCAUCUGAUGCCUUGUUUGUUGAGGCCAUCCACACUGACUCUGACUACUUUGGUAUAUCCAUUCCUGUCGGACAUGUGGACUUCUUCUUAAAUGGUGGAAUGGACCAAGCCGGUUGCGCGCGCUCAAGGUUUGCGUCAAUUUUAAUCUACUUUCCAGUGUAUGGCUAUGUCAUAUGUGACCACAUGAGGGCACUGCAUGUCUACAUGAGCGCCCUGAAUGGCACCUGCCCACUUAUUGGUUUCCCCUGCUCCAGUUAUGAGGAAUUCUUGGCAGGAAAAUGCAUCACCUGCCAAGGCCCCUUCAAUGGCACAUGCCCACAAAUAGGCUUGUUAAAGAACAGUGGGAUAACAGUGAGUCCCCUGCCAAAUCAAGAGAAGGUGUAUCUCCUGACCACCGCUACGGCUCCGUAUUGUGCACAUCACAUCCUUGUGGAAUUGAGGGUUUCCCGAUUAGACAAGACUGCUGAGGUUCAGCUUACCCUGAUCUCUACAGGACAUCCUCAGACAGAGCUAAAACUCAAACUAAAUACGGAUGAAACUGGGUAUAAAAAGGUGGCUGCACACCCGGAGCGACUGUGUAAUAUUGACUCAGUGCAGCUGAAAAACACAGGAGCACGAUUCUACAGACAAGGAGACAUUCAUUUUGAGUACAUAUGCAUCUCUGAAGUCCCUUACACCAGAGGGUUGGAUCCAUUAUGUGUGAAGAACAUUAAUAUUGGACGGGGAGUACCAUGGUCACAUGACUUUGUACAGGUGUGCUAAAUUAAAAACAAAAAACAAAACAAACAACACAAAAUCUACUUAAGAGAGCUUAUACUUUACCAGCUUUUAAAGUCUCAAAUUCAAGCGAAGGUCACACACUAAAACAUUUUUAGCAUGUUUAGGUUGGGAGACAUUAAAGCUUGCCGACAAAGACAUAGAUAGGAUACAAGGGGACUGAAUUGCUCUGUUAGAUAUAUUUAUUGUGUUUUCACAAAAUGAUUGUUUUCACAAAAAAAUAUGUAUAUGAUUUCACAAAUAAUGUAAAAUAUGAUUUCAGAUACUUUUGUUUUUAUGUGCACUGUUCCAGAGAGUGUUAUAGUGAAAUAUCAGUCGAGAGGAAUUUAACGUGCCUGAAUUUCUUUGUUUAGUUUUGUUAGACAACAAUCAGCUACAAAAAAUAUUGUGUAUUAAGAAAGUCAGUCAUUUAACAUACAGCAGUUCUUUUAUGUGUUAAUAUAUGUGCUGAAUGUUCAUUUUCAGUUAUUAAAACUUACUAUUCAAGUUACAAAAUUCAA
Messenger RNA from Ctenopharyngodon idella (grass carp), 2252 nucleotides. It is a transcript of the gene pla1a, whose product is annotated as phospholipase A1 member A. The coding region runs from base 352 to 1737 and encodes 461 amino acids. The transcript has 11 exons. The record is from RefSeq and is a predicted model, not a curated record. Gene Ontology annotation, biological process: lipid metabolic process. Lineage: Eukaryota; Metazoa; Chordata; Actinopteri; Cypriniformes; Xenocyprididae. Gene Ontology annotation, molecular function: lipase activity; carboxylic ester hydrolase activity.